AACCUCAUCGAAGAAGGACAGGGGCGAGGAAGGAAAACUAACAAAAAUGCUGUAAACUUAUGUUAAGUCGUGCUGACGUGAUUAACAUGCAAGUAAAUAGUACCUUUCGCGUUUGAGUUUAUAGUACAAGCUCAUAGAAAGGGUAACACAUUUGGAGGCACAGCUGGGAGUUAUUUACAUGUGAGCACAGGCCCAUUCAUUGAACGGAAAACAAAUGAGAGACGUUUGAGAGUAACUAGCUAGCUAAAGUUAGCGGGCUAACCACACAACGGAUUUCUAGCUAUCUUGCCAUUGCCUGCAUUGUCGUUAUUUCCACGUGAGUAGGAAAAUAUGAAUCGAGAAAGAGAAACGUUGUUGGAUGAAAUCGAACAGAGUUUAUGGACUUUAACUGAGGACAAUUUACGGCACCUGUGUGUACGUUGUGGAAUAGGAGGUGUAGAUGACUCUGAAGUGAAAGGAAAGAGCCGUCGCGCAUUGCGGCGCAAACUGAUUCAAGAUUACUGUGAGAAGGAGGAUUUAAUGGAAUCAGAGGAUGAGGGAAUAUUUUGUCUGUUACAACUGAAAGACGAAAUAAAAGUAAUAUCAGACUCGGAGGAUGCUGCGAACCGUCUGCCUACAAGUCCUAGCCAGUCGGCGCCAACGACGCACUUGGACAGUGAACCCAGCGGAGAGACAGGAGCUGCGGCAGGACGGAAAGAGGAGGUAGGGGGUCCUCAGUCCAGCAGAAAGUUCACAGGCAUGCUACCUGUGCUCCCUCUAGAAGUCCUGGAGGAGAUGCUCCUAAAUGUCCCUCCACAGCAGGUGGUGUGUGUCUGUCGACUUGUGUGUCGUGAGUGGAAAGAAGUGGUGGACAGUGAUUCUCUUUGGAGAGAGAGGUGCCGAAGAGAAGGAUACCAGACAUAUGUGACUAAACUACCUAAAGACUGGCGUUUGUUUUACUUCUUGUGUAAGAAGAGACGUAAUCUUCUCAAGAACCCCAGAGCAGAUGAUAAAUUCAAGGGCUGGCAAAUUAUGGAGAAUGGAGGGGAUAAAUGGAAAAUAGAGUCAGUGGAAGAAGUGCCGCUUCCUGACAACACUGUCCAAAAGUACUUUGCGACUUCUUACUCGACCUGCAGGAAGUCUCAGCUGAUUGACUUGGAGAAAGAGGGUUACAGGCCUUCUUUCAUGGAUGACUUUCAACCCGACAUCAUUAUAUCUGACUGGUAUGCUCCACGGAGGGAAUGUGGCGCUAAAUAUGAGAUCUGUGUUGAGUUGCUAAAUCAUAAGAAGCAGCCAAUUAAGAAGUUUAGUCCAGGAACUGUCAUCUUUCAAAACUGGGAUGAUCAUAAAUGGAAUCAGAUGACUCAUGUGUUCAAGAAUUAUGGACCAGGUGUGCGGUACAUCCGAUUCAUUCAUGGAGGAAAGGAUACUCUGUACUGGGCCGGCUGGUAUGGAAUUCGGGUCACCAACAGUAGCAUCGAGAUCUGCCCAUCGGUGGACAGAUAGCUUUCGGUGUUCCCAUUUACUCUCCCAAGAGGUUACAUGUGAACAUUGUGCCUACCUGCAAGCUUUACUUCAGCAUCUGUACCUUAGCAUAGUGUACACCUUGUUCUGUCUUUUCUGCCUUUGGCACCCUGUUUCCAUGUGGAUAUAGACAAUUCUAGCUGUAGAAUAUAUACUUUUUUAUAUAUUAAUAUUCAUUUUCCCCUAGUCUGAUUUAGUGCCUGUUUUUGUCCACUCUGUUCUAGUGAGUCCUUGUGGACACUAGAGAGAAACAGAAGACAAGAACGUGUUCCUCAGUCUUGUCUUUCAGUGAUGGGGUUAGAGUAUUUUGUAUUUUAAACCGUAAGAAGGAUAUAGCCACAUUUGUAGUAAGAAAACAGAAACCACUGUUUAUUACAACCACAUCUAGCUGCUGUCGUCAAGGGAAAGGGUGGCUACUUUGAAGAAUCUCAACAUAUAUUUUGAUUUAAUACUUUUUUUGGUAAUUACAUGAUUACAUAUGUUAUUUCAUAGUUUUGAUGUCUUUACUAUUAUUCUACAAUGCAGAAAAUAAAGAAACCCUGGAAUGGGGUGUCACCUUUUGACUGGUAAUGUACAGUUGAAGUCGGAAGUUUACAUACACUUAUGUUGGAGUCAUUAAAACUCGAUCUUUUUGUAGAUUUUAUUUUAAUCCCCUAUUUCGUGGUGUACAAUUGGUAGUAGUUGCUUUCCUAUCGCUGCAACUCCCGUACGCCUCGGGAGAGGCGAAGGUCGAGAGCCAUGCUUCCUCCAAAACACAACCCAACCAAGCCGCACUGCUUCUUUUUUUGUGUCUAAAAAAAUAUAUAAUUUGCCCUUUUUCUCCCCAAUUUCGUGGCAUCCAAUUGUUUUUCAUAGCUACUAUCUUGUCUCAUCGCUACAACUCUCGUACGGGCUCGGGAGAGACGAAGGUUGAAAGUCAUGCGUCCACCAAUACACAACCCAACCAAGCCGUACUGCUUCUUAACACAGCGCGCACCAAUGUGUCGGAGGAAAAACCGUACACCAAGCAACCUGGUCAGCGUGCACUGCUCCCGGCCCGUCACAGGAGUCGCUAGUACUAGAUGAGAUAAGGAUAUCCCUGCCGGCCAAACCCUCCCUAACCUGGACGGCUGCGACAGAGCCUGGACUCGAACUCAGAAUCUCUGGUGGUAUACAGCUAGCACUGCGAUGCAGUGCCUUAGAACACUGCGCCACCAGGGAGGCCUUAAAUCUCGUUUUUCAACAACCCCACAAAUUUCAUGUUAACAAACUAUAGUUUUGGCAAGUCGGAUAGGACAUCUACUUUGUGCAUGACACAGAUCAUUUUUCCAACAAUUGUUUACAGAAAAAAAUUUUCACUUAUAAUUCAGUGGGUCAGAUGUUUACAUACACUAAGUGGACUGUGCCUUCAAACAGCUUGGAAAAUUCCAGAAAAUGUCAUCCCAACCGUGAAGCACAGGGGUGGCAGCAUCAUGUUGUGGGGGUGCUUUGCUGCAGGAGGGACUGGUGCACUUCACAAUAUAGAUGGCACCAUGAGGAAGGAAAAUGAUGUGGAUAUAUUGAAGCAACAUCUCAAGACAUCAGUCAGGAAGUUAAAGCUUGGUCGCAAAUGGGUCUACCAAAUGGACAAUGACCCCAAGCAUACUUCCAAAGUUGUGUCAAAAUGGCUUAAGGACAACAAAGUCAAGGUAUUGGAGUGGCCAUUACAAAGCCCUGACCUCAAUCCUAUAGAAAAUUUGUGGGCAGAACUGAAAAAGCGCGUGCGCUCUAGGAGGCCUACAAACCUGACUCGGUUACACCAGCUCUGUCAGGAGCUUAUUAUGGGAAGGUUGUGGAAGGCCACCUGGAACAUUUGACCUAAGUUAAACAAUUAAGGCAAUGCUACCAAAUACUGAGUAUGUAAACUUCUGACCCACUGGGAAUGUGAUAAAAGAAAUGGUGAAAUAAAUCACUCUAUUCUGACAUUUCAAAUUCUUAAAAUAAAGUGGUGAUCCUAAUUGACUUAAGACAGGGUAUUUAUACUCUGAUUAAAUGUCAGGAAAUGUGAAAAACUUAGUUAAAUAUAUUUAACUAUGUAAACUCCCGACUUCAACUGUAGGUGAAUUAGACAAGGAUUUCAUUUUUAUUAAAAAGACUGCAUGGAGGCUUUAAACAAGGCAGGCCGACCAAAGGAAAGAAAGCAAAGUGAACUUGAAUGUAAAUUUGUAUGUACAUAACCAGCUGACAAAGGACACCUUAAGAAACAUAGUUAACACUUUUGUAAACAUUUUAUUUGUUAACAUGUACAGUAUAUUGAGGAUACACAGAACAUGGUGCACUACCUUACUAUAUGUAUGAAGAUCAUUAUUUCAAGUGUUGGUAUAACUGUUUGUAAAACUAAUACUUUUCAAUUCAAUAAUAUAAUGUAGGCAAAUUUGGUUGUACUGCAAUCCUAUCGAGAUUGCUUCUUAUGCCUUUACAAUAUUAAAUAAAUGUAAGUGUACUGUC
Molecule: messenger RNA, 3969 nt
Organism: Oncorhynchus keta (chum salmon)
Lineage: Eukaryota; Metazoa; Chordata; Actinopteri; Salmoniformes; Salmonidae
Product: F-box only protein 6-like
Exons: 6
Coding region: 331-1485 (384 amino acids)
Biological process (GO): glycoprotein catabolic process; SCF-dependent proteasomal ubiquitin-dependent protein catabolic process
Cellular component (GO): SCF ubiquitin ligase complex; cytoplasm
Molecular function (GO): protein binding; ubiquitin protein ligase activity
Source: RefSeq, a predicted model, not a curated record